This is a messenger RNA of Eptesicus fuscus (big brown bat), 1248 nucleotides long. It is a transcript of the gene MIS12, whose product is annotated as MIS12 kinetochore complex component. Gene Ontology annotation, cellular component: chromosome, centromeric region; nucleus. The record is from RefSeq and is a predicted model, not a curated record. Gene Ontology annotation, biological process: protein localization to kinetochore; mitotic cell cycle; mitotic sister chromatid segregation. The coding region runs from base 218 to 838 and encodes 206 amino acids. The transcript is spliced from 2 exons. NCBI's taxonomy places the organism in Eukaryota, Metazoa, Chordata, Mammalia, Chiroptera, Vespertilionidae.
UGCGUUUUCUCACGGGAGGAGAGGGAAGGAGUGGAACUGGAUGAGGCAUCCCCGCGGGGCCUCGGAUCUGAAGGUCCCGGCAUGCAGCGGGGUCGCGGGGCCCGACGGGAGCCGGCCCUCCGGCCGAAAGGAGUUCCUGCCGGGCUGUUUCUGCAACUCUGUCCACUCAGUUCGUUGAGAUUUUUCACAAUCAAAAUUAACAGCAAAAUAAGUCAAGAUGUCUGUCGAUCCAAUGACCUAUGAGGCCCAGUUCUUUGGCUUCACACCACAAACUUGCAUGCUCAGGAUCUACAUUGCAUUUCAAGACUACCUAUUUGAAGUGAUGCAGGCUGUUGAACAGGUUAUUCUGAAGAAGCUGGAGGGCAUCCCAAACUGUGAGAUUAGCCCAGUCCAGGUUCGUAAGUGCACAGAGAAGUUUCUUUGCUUCAUGAAAGGACGUUUUGAUAAGCUUUUUGUCAAAAUGGAGCAGCUGUUUUUACAGUGGAUUUUGCGUAUUCCCCCAAACAUCUUGCUUCCGGAAGAUAAAUCUCAGGAGAUGCAUCCUUAUAGUGAGGAAGAAUUCCAGCUUCUCCAAAAAGAAAUUGAACAGUUACAGGAGAAGUACAAGACUGAAUUAUGCACUAAGCAGGCCCUUCUUGCAGAAUUAGAAGAGCAAAAAAUUGUUCAGGCCAAACUUAAACAGACAUUGGCUUUGUUUGAUGAGCUUGAAAAUGUUGGCAGAAAUCAUGGGACUAGUGAUUUUAGGGACAGCUUGGUGUUCCUGGCCCAGAACUCCAGAAAACUCCAGGAUAUUAGAGACAAUGUGGAAAAAGAAAGCAAAAGAUUGAAAAUAUCUUAAUUUCUAAAUAAUAAAAGGAGCCAGUCAAAAAUAGGAUGAGUAAGGGAUGUAUAUCCAUGACUAUUAUGUUAGUGAACUGUAUAUUUUGUUGGAUUUUCUUCAAACUCUUUCUUGUAUUCUACAUUUUCCUCUUAUUUGGUCCUUUUCCUCUUGUUCGGUCCACUCUCCUGAGGUAUCUGUGUACUACUCGGAACUGAUCUUUGAAGCAUUUAUUCCUUAUAGGCCUCUAAUAGGUGGGAAGGGAUUCUUAAUCCAUUAAAGACUCAAUUUGGGGGCUUGAUUAAGAAAUAAAGCUUUUCACGGCCAGUCAAAAGAUACUUGUAAAAGGUGUACCUUGGUCAUGAGUCCUUUGUAACCUUGAUCCUUUUUGCUUAUUCUUUAGAUGAGACCAAAUGACAAAAAGGUUGAGU